Chrysemys picta bellii (western painted turtle) is the source of this 798-nucleotide messenger RNA. RefSeq names its product protein phosphatase 1 regulatory inhibitor subunit 14A (gene PPP1R14A). Gene Ontology annotation, biological process: regulation of phosphorylation. Gene Ontology annotation, cellular component: cytoplasm. Gene Ontology annotation, molecular function: protein serine/threonine phosphatase inhibitor activity. NCBI's taxonomy places the organism in Eukaryota, Metazoa, Chordata, Testudines, Emydidae. The record is from RefSeq and is a predicted model, not a curated record.
CCCCGCCCACGGGCCCUGCCCACGCCAUAAGCCGCGGGCUGAGGGGGGUUGUGGCUCCCGUGGCGGUGCCGGGCAUUGAUGGCUGCGAACCGGGUGGGCAGGCGGCUGGGGCGGGGGUCCCCGGCGCGCUCUCCGGGGAGUCCCCGGGCGGAGCCGGCCCGCAGCCCCGGGAUUCAGAAGCGCCAAGCCCGGGUGACGGUGAAGUACGACCGGCGGGAGCUGCAGCGGCGGCUGGACACCGAGAAAUGGAUCGACGGGCGGCUGGAGGAGCUGUACCUGGGCCGGGAGGCAGAGAUGCCGGAUGAAGUGAACAUUGAUGAACUCCUGGAGCUGGACACAGACGAGGCGCGGGCCGCGCAGCUACAGGGCAUCCUGAAGUCCUGUCACAACAACACGCAGGCCUUCGUGCAGGAGCUACUCCUCAAGCUGCGGGGGCUCCAGAAGCAGCAAGUCCUGCAGCGGCGGCCCAGCCCGGAGCUCCAGGAGCGAGCGUGACCCCUGCCCAGGGAGGGGCCCCUGCGGCCCUUGGCGGUGGCAGCUUCCUCCGGACGAGUGGGACCAGCGAGGCCCUGCAAAUCCAGCCUGGGGCCGGGGGUUGCUCGGCGGAGCCUCCUGACGCGACAGCUUGUUCCCCUGCACCUGGGGAUGGCACAGGCCUGGCCCCCCCCCACCCCCCAGCAGCCCCCUGGACGUUAUCCCCCUGCCCCAGCCUGUGACUGGCCUGUGUGAGUCUCUGGCCAGCCGAGGGGUUGGGGCUCAGCGGGUGCCUUUCGGUCUGUAAUAAAGCCUUGCUUUGGA